AUUAUUAUUAUUUUUUUUUUUUAGUAUACAUGGUUAUAAAUUAACACGAAAGAUUUAAUUGUAGAUAAAUCUUUACUUUUUAGAUGAUUAUACCUUAAAACCCUUACUCAAAACAGUGCAUUUUUAAUUGGUUAGUCAGCUGACAGGUAACCUAACAAGUGAAUCAAAAAGGCUCUCUUCUACUUUAUUUAUCACAAUAGCUACAAGCCUUAUCUCUUAAAUAAGUUAUUCUUGUAUGAAUUUCGUUUUAUUUGCAUUCCUGGACAUGUUUUUUUUUUAUUUGAAAGGUUUUUUAAAUUAAUUUUCUGGAAAUUAGACGUGAAAACGGUGAAUUUUAACUGUUUUUUUUCCCUUUUUUUAAUGUAAAUACUUUAGCAUUGCCACGCAAUAGAUGGCAGUAGAGAGUUCUACAAGUCUUUUUUUUCCUUCCCUUAUUUUUUUUUUUCAGAAUCUGUGAUUCUUCAGUACUCAUCCGUGCUUUAAUAUUUAACUAGAUGUAAAAAGAGCUUAUAAUGAUAUUUAAAUAUUAAAUUUUUUCACAAAAAUGAAUAGUAUCAGAAGAAAUUUGAUCCAUUUUUAUUCUUUAAAGUAUAAAAUCAAAGACCAAAGUACAGUAAAAUAACUGGAAUAUAGUUGUAUAACUUUAUACUUAUUUUUUUUUUUUAAAUUCUAUUCUUAGAAUUAAUUCUUUAGAAUUUUUAAUUGUUUUAUACUUUGGUUAAGUUUUGAAAGAAAGGAGAAUGUUGUAGACUAAACACAAACAAAAUUUGUAUCCUGUUUCUAUUGAAAAUAAUACAAAAUACUAGUAGUUUUGCUACAAAACUGUUGAUCGAAGUUAAAGCAUUAGAGAGUGAAAUCUAUUAACAAAACAGGGAUCACAAAAAUAAAUAUAAGAAGGUGUAUUCAAGGCCAACUUAACAGCUGGAAGCAAAUUAGUCUAUGAUGCAAUAACAAGUGACUCUUAACGAUCACUUGUUUACCAAAAUAACAGGCGUAUAUCGAUAACAAUAUACACACAACCUUCUAUAAUUUUUCAUUUUUUUCUUUGUUUUUCUAGUUACAACUUCGUUAUAUAUAUAUAUAUGCGUGUGUGUAUAUAUACGAAAGGACUAUCUUAUGUAAACAACAGAAAUAUAUGGAGGAAAGUCACAACUGUUUUCUUCAGGAAAUACCAAAAUAACUUAAGAAUGAAGACAGAUAUAUUAGCCAUGAAAACUGAUGCCAUAAACAUAUUCAAGCGUGGUGUUGAUGCAGUCCUACCGCAACAGCUGAUUAGUAAUAUAUUGAAGUUAACAGAAGAUCGAAAAUUAAUAAUUGGAGAUAAAAGCUACGAUGUUAAUGAAAAUGUUUAUCUCGUCGGUUUUGGUAAAGCUGUUUCGGGUAUGGCAAGAGCGAUAGAAGAUAUUUUGGGACAUCAUUUAGUUAAAGGAAUUAUCAGCGUACCCAUUGGAAUCGUAAAAUUAAUGGAAGAUAUGGGUAAAAACAAAAUGCUUCCACGACCAAACGGUAAGAUAAGAUUAUUAGAAGGAGCCAAGGACAAUAUACCAGAUGAGUCUGCUUGGCAAGCAGCCACCGAUAUUGUUUCUUUAGUAUCUGGUCUUGACUCUAGAGACCUUUUAAUCGUGCUGAUAUCCGGAGGAGGUUCGGCUUUGCUUCCUUCUCCUCUACCACCCGUUACGUUAGAAGAAAAGCAAACAUUAAUUAAACAGUUAACAUCUAAAGGUGCAACAAUUCAAGAACUUAAUUCAAUUCGGAAAAGAUUAUCGCUGGUUAAAGGAGGAGGACUCGCUAAACUUGCAUAUCCUACAAAGGUCGUAUCUUUAAUAUUAUCAGAUAUUGUAGGCGAUCCUAUAGACUUGAUAGCCAGUGCCCCAACUGUAAUUAAUAAAGAUCCGCCGGAUUUAUCAUUAAAAAUUUUACAGAAGUACGAUCUAUUGGAAAAAAUUCCAUCAAGUGUGUUGAAAGUCUUGAAAAAAGACGUCGAUGGAGAAGAGUCAAAACUCGAUUUCGAUCACGUCGAUAAUGUAUUAAUAGGUAAUAAUCGAUUAUCAAUCGAAGCAGCCGGUAAUGCAGCCAUUAAUCUUGGAUAUUCUCCGAUAAUAUUGAAUAUUGAACUUACUGGAGUCGCUAGAAACGUCGGAGCGGCACUUGCAAAGUUAGGAAUCUUUGCAAGCGGUGGCGACUACACCAAAGACGAUUUGUCAGAAUUACAAAGAGUUUUGCUAUUAUCGAACGAAAGGAUCGAAGAAAUAAUACAGAAAUGUAAAACAACUAAAAGCGGAAUUUGCAUAAUAAGCGGAGGAGAAACCGUUGUUCUACUCAAAGGAAACGGAAGAGGAGGAAGAAAUCAGGAAAUGGCGUUGGCUGCUCUCUUAACUUUAUCAUCAUUAUCACCAUCAUCAUCGUCUAGCUCUUAUCUGCUCGAUAGAGAGAUAAUAUUCUUAAGUGCUGGUACUGAUGGCAUCGAUGGAUCCACGGAGGCUGCCGGUGCAAUUGCAUAUCGCGGCAUGUCCAAUGUAGAUAAUACAAUGGUGGUGUCUUAUUUAGAAAAUAAUGACUCGUAUAAUUUUUAUAGGUCGAUUAAUAAUGGAGAUGACUUAGUUAUAACUGGUCAUACUGGCACUAAUGUAAUGGACUUACAAAUACUACUCUUGCGUUAAUAAAACUUUAGCGUCAUAUUCAUUUAAAUCUCUUCGGUGACAUGAUUGAUCGUUUCCAGAAUUUUUACGUCCCUCUUCCUACGAAUACGGAAAUUUGAUGUGUUCAUUUGAUUUUGUAUUCAUCAUUAUACUAAUAAUUUCACUUAAAAAAAGGCAAUUUCUUUGUUUUAUUUAGUACAUAUUUUUCUAUAUUUACGUAUCGAAAUACUUUUAUUAUAAAACUUUUAUUAAAACAAAAGGAAUUUUAAAAAGUUUAAUUAUCCGUGAUGAGGUCACGUCCGUGUUAAAAUAACAAACACAUAAAAAUCUAAUUAGUUACUUGCUUAAUUAUCAUCAAAAUUAUCGAAAACCAAUUAAAA
Messenger RNA from Centruroides sculpturatus (bark scorpion), 3019 nucleotides. RefSeq names its product glycerate kinase-like. Bases 1083 to 2660 code for a protein of 525 amino acids. Gene Ontology annotation, molecular function: glycerate kinase activity. Gene Ontology annotation, biological process: protein phosphorylation. The record is from RefSeq and is a predicted model, not a curated record. The transcript is spliced from 4 exons. Gene Ontology annotation, cellular component: cytoplasm. Lineage: Eukaryota; Metazoa; Arthropoda; Arachnida; Scorpiones; Buthidae.